CUCAAACUUAGAAGAACUAUUCAUUUAUCCCAAUGAGCUAUUCUAUUUGACGAUCCAACCAUGACCUCAUCGCCGCCGUUAGCCGGCGGGCAAGUUCCUCCGCCGCCGCCGCCGCCGCCGAUCCACCAGAGCGACGCCGACGAGGAUGACGAGAACGUGAAGCAGCUCCGAGAGUGCUCUUCUCUGUACCUUUCGUUGCAGGAUUGUCUUGUCAACCACGACAGAAACUGGAAAUCGUGUCAAAAAGAAGUGCAAGCUCUCAAGGCGUGCAAUGAGAAGAGGAGUGGCAGAGGAAGGAAAUGAAGAUUCGAGUGAGGUUGGACAUUGAAGCGCUCCGCUUGCUUUUGUAUUCUAAAGGGCUAAGAAAUACUGACUACUGAAUUGUGAACUGUGGGAUUAGCAAGAUUUUGUUUAUCUUGUAUUGAUUGACCUUCAGGAAGCAGAAAGUUGACCUUGUUUUUUGGGAAUUCUUCCUGUAUUGGAUGUUUAUGAGAGAAGUUAGUUAAUUUGAUUC
Molecule: messenger RNA, 514 nt
Organism: Syzygium oleosum
Lineage: Eukaryota; Viridiplantae; Streptophyta; Magnoliopsida; Myrtales; Myrtaceae
Exons: 3
Coding region: 61-303 (80 amino acids)
Source: RefSeq, a predicted model, not a curated record